This is a messenger RNA of Bactrocera oleae (olive fruit fly), 4486 nucleotides long. It is a transcript of the gene cysu, whose product is annotated as Curly Su. Gene Ontology annotation, molecular function: peroxidase activity; heme binding. The record is from RefSeq and is a predicted model, not a curated record. Lineage: Eukaryota; Metazoa; Arthropoda; Insecta; Diptera; Tephritidae. Gene Ontology annotation, biological process: response to oxidative stress.
UUAGUGGCUUGGUUUUUUUCCCGGACACUUGGCCAAACCAUUCAGUCGUUCGUUGGCCAUACGCCAAUGCGGUGUUUUUAACUGCUAACGGUACUUUAAAAAGAAGAAAAGUGAAGCUUAUCAAGAAAUGAACUUAAACGAAUAUCGAAGUUUUUGUAAAUUUCAAGCGUCUGCGAAAACGAAAGAACAGCAAAAAAUGCGCACAAGUACAAAAGAAUUGUUGUUUUGAAAACGAGGUUUCUACUUGGUUCGGUGUACGAAUUUAAUCAGGAAAGAAAGAAAAGUUGAAACCAGAAAGUAACAAUUGAAUGAAAGUUUAUUGACACAACAGCGCCAAAUUUACUGAGAUUUCGGAAGUAAGAAAAGUACUCGUACAAACAAUAAUAUCCAUGUGGUGCUAUAAUUACUAUAUUUACUUUGGCAAUUUUGUGGCUUAAGUGAUUUUGCACUUAUUGGCUGACAUCGCAGUAGCGAAACACUUAAUUGUUGAAUUUGACAAAUUGAUCGUGCGGUAUCCGAGAACUCCACGGUGUGCAUAUUGUUGAUGACAAAUUGUGGGUAGUUCUAAGGUCAUAACUAAAGACUUUUGCAACAUACUUAUUGUGCCGCGAACAUUUCGGUGAAGCACUAAAUUUAAAUAGAAAUACUAAAGGUGAUUUUAAAUUGUAUAAAUAAAUAAUCGAUAUUUACUGUUGUUGCCAUAUUUGGAUUAAAGGAUUAAAGUUGUUACGGGCCAUUUCUGUAUUGCCAACAAUAAAGCGAGCGGGCACUGCACAUAAUAUUCUUGCUGUCAUUCUGAAGUUUAAUAAAAUGAUUUUGAGACUAUUACUAUUCACCGCGGCCAUAUCAGCGCCAUACCUCAACACAUUUGCACAAUUUCAACAUUUUGGUGAGCACCUCAACACUCAUACCGGCAGCGAAUGCGCAUUGGUACUCUCUGGACCCGGACGCUCAUCAGUCUAUGAUUACAAUGUGAAUCUAUUCCGUGGCACAAUAAAUCCCUACACAGCAGAAAGCACCUGCAUAACUUAUGAUGCAGUGAACGCCGCCUAUUUGGACGCUCGAAAGCGAAUUCAUGUGGCGCAGCCGAAAGGUGAUUGGAAAACUGAAGAAUUGGCUACAGUCGGUGAGCUGCUGCUGGACAUUUCGAUACAGUUAGCGAGGACUUACGGACUGUCUUAUGAAGAAAUAGAAAAGGGUCUGCCCACUAUUGACACAUCGAAAACCCUCAUUCGUGAUGUGUGCCCACCUUUCUUUGCGGGAGUUGAGUGUCGGCCGGGAAAAUAUCGUCGCUUCGAUGGGCUGUGCAAUAAUAUUGAUCAUCCCACUUGGGGUGCCACCAUGGCGCCGUUCCAGCGUCUAAUUGGUCCAUUAUAUGCGGAUGGUAUUAACGCACCGCGCAUUUCAGUCACCGGACAUGAUUUACCAAUUUCUCGUAUUGUUUCGCGCACAAUGCAUCCAGAUGACGGCUAUCACGACCACGCUGGUACUGUGAUGGUGAUCGCUUGGGGACAAUUUAUGGAUCACGAUUUUACACUUACGGGUACACCGCUGGAUCCAAUCAAUCGAAAUGAUCCGGAAGAAUGCUGCAAACGUCCACUACACCUUAAGCAUCCAUAUUGCAAUGAGAUUCGGGUUCCAGACGAUGACUACUUCUAUCGGCUCUUUAAUGUUAAAUGCAUUGACUUUGUACGCGCUUUUCCAUCACCACGGCCCGGCUGUCGAUUAGGCUCCCGCCAACAAUUCAAUACACUCACUGGUGUGAUUGACGCCAAUACCGUAUACGGUGUUACGGAAAAAUUCGCUCGUAAACUUCGUACCGGCUAUGGUGGUUUAAUGCGUAUGAACCCCGUCUUCCAAGAAUAUGGGCUUAAAGAUUUGUUGCCAUUGAAGCUGGACAUACCCGAUGAGGGAUGCACCCGUCCGAACAAAAGCAUGUUUUGCUUUGAAGGAGGUGAAAUUCGGGUGAACGAGCAGCUGGUGCUAACGUGCAUGCACACAUUAAUGGCGCGCGAACAUAAUCGCAUAGCGACCGCAUUAGGUCAAAUAAAUAAGCAUUGGGACGAUGAAACGAUUUUCCAAGAAGCACGUCGCAUCAAUAUUGCUAUUGUGCAACAUGUUACUUAUAACGAGUUCUUACCGAUAUUGUUGGGCAAAGAGGUGAUGGAGAAAUUCGGUUUGGUGCUACAGAAAGAUGGCUACUGGGAUGGUUAUGACUCUAAAAUUAAUCCUGGUAUUAUUGAUGCUUUUGCUGGUGCUGCAUUCCGUUUUGGACACUCUUUGUUACCCACCGCUGUGGAACGUUGGUCUAAGGCACAUAAAUUUAUAGCCUCGAAACGUUUAUCGGAUUUAAUUCGUCGGCCGUAUGACUUAUAUCGCGCUGGUGUGCUAGAUGAAUAUUUUAUGGGUUUGAUGAAUCAAGUGGCGCAAGCGAUGGAUGACUCAAUUACACAGGAGGUAACGAAUCAUCUCUUCAAAAAAGAGGGUGCACGAUACGGAUUGGAUUUGGUGGCAUUUAACAUGCAGCGUGGACGUGAAUUUGGUUUGCCUGGUUAUAUGGAGUUCAGAAAGUUCUGUGGCCUGCCCACCUCGACAUCGUGGGAGGAAAUGUUUGGAUCAAUGCCAAACGACACAAUUGUUCGUUACGAAAGCAUUUUUGAGCAUCCAGCUGAUAUUGACCUUUGGUCGGGCGGUGUUUCAGAGAAGCCUUUACCGGGUUCUAUGCUGGGACCCACUUUUGCAUGCGUUAUCGCCACUCAAAUGAGUUACUCUCGCCGGGGCGACCGUUUCUGGUAUGAGCUUGCGAAUCAACCUUCAUCUUUCACUCCCGAACAGUUGCAGGAAUUGCGAAAGGCAAAACUAUCACGUCUUAUAUGUGAUAACACUGAUCUUAUCGAUACUGUACAGAUCUAUCCUAUGGUGUUGCCAGAUCAUGAAAUUAAUCCAAGGGUGCCUUGCAAGAGCGGCAUUAUUCCAUCAAUUGAUCUGACAAAAUGGGCCGACUACUCUAGUCCCGAAGUAGGACAUCAGCCAGUUUACAACUUUAUUAAUGAAAUACCUGACACAUUGCUGAAUUUUAAGAAAAAAUAGGCAGCAGUAUGAAGCUGUAUAAUUGGAUCACGAACGAGAUGAAGCAAACGUUUAUUUUAAUUUGUUGAUUUUAUUUUUGGAAUUUAACGUUAGUAUCAAAUUUUGGGCGUUAAACAACUAAAAAAAGUUCUCAAGGCAUAGAGAUUUGGAACGAAUAGCAUUAUUACAUUUUUUUCUUUCAUCACAUUUCUACAUUCAAAAGCAAAUACUCACUAUUUAUGUACAAUACAUACUUACAUUAAUAAGUACUAACCUCUCUAAGUCACUUUGUUGUCUUCCAUUAGAAAAUAAGUGUCAAAUGUUUAUCAUUUACUCGUACAUACAUACAUUUAUUGCUUAUAUAGCAGCUUUAUUGUUUUCUCACUCCAAUAAACUACAAUUUUCGGACUAUUUUGGGUUCGUACAUUUGCAAACAUUUUCUACAUGCAUUUUGUCUGCUCGAUACAUAAAUAUAUACAAAGUUGUACCGUGGCACCGCCCACUUUUAGGUGAAAACCCAUAUCUUGGGAUCUGCUUAAUUGAUUUCAACCAAAUUCGGUACAUAACAUUCCUCUCAUAAUUCUAUGUUAUAGUGCGAAAAUCGGACUACAACCACGCAUACUUCACAUAGGUAUAACAAUAUUUUAAAUUCCAUCUGAUUCUUUUACUUUACAGUAUGCAAAUCGAGCACCAAUGAAUGUAUCAGGAUAAAACUUUGCAUGAAUAGUGCCUUUAAGUUGGGCGACCUUAUUACCAAAAAUUGUCUAAAUCGGACUAAAAUUAAUCAACCCCCCAUAUAUUGAAUAUGUGAACCCCAGUUCCUACAGCGAACAUUUGAUCGAAAAUAUCGGUCAACCUGUGAGAUAUGUUAUAGAAAUAGAAGAGGAUCCUUAUUUGAUAAUAUUAUGCCUUUAUGUCAAAAAUGGGUUGUAUCGGGCAAUAAUUUCUUUAGCCCCCAUAUACCUAAUGGAAUGAUUUUUGAACUACUGGCUGACUUUAUAUCGCAAAUGUCAGCAAAUAAACAGUUACCUUUGCAAAAUUUACUGGAAUUAUAAUAUUGGAUAUACUAUAGUUUAAUACCGAAAAUAUGAGAAAUUCUUUCACAAAUUACCCACCCAAUUCUCUUUGUAUGGACCCUGUCUUUGAUCCUGGCAAAUUCCAAGAGUAUGAAAUGUUCGGUUACACCCGAACUUAGCUCUUCCUUACUUGUUUAGUUAUUGUUUUCUUAAAUUUCCUUAGUACAUGAACGUUUGUUGAAUUGUUUUUUUUUUUCUUAAUAAUUAUGUACAUAUUUAAUAUAAAUAGCGAAAUUUAAGCGUACGCACAUACAUAUUGCAUAAAGAUUGUUCUUCAUUAACGAGUAUAUAUAAAGUGAAUUUUAAGAUAUGAUGAAUUUGUUAUAAUCUGUAUAAAAAAU